This is a messenger RNA of Onychomys torridus (southern grasshopper mouse), 1138 nucleotides long. RefSeq names its product Yip1 domain family member 6 (gene Yipf6). Gene Ontology annotation, cellular component: trans-Golgi network; membrane. Gene Ontology annotation, biological process: endoplasmic reticulum to Golgi vesicle-mediated transport. NCBI's taxonomy places the organism in Eukaryota, Metazoa, Chordata, Mammalia, Rodentia, Cricetidae. Bases 315 to 1022 code for a protein of 235 amino acids. The transcript is spliced from 7 exons. The record is from RefSeq and is a predicted model, not a curated record.
GUUCGUGUUCGGCUGCGUUCGGCUGGACUCCUGGGCACCGCUGGGCGCUUCCGGGAGACAAGCCUGCGCAGGUAGAGGACGUGAAAGCCGGAGCGCCAUCUAGCGGGACCGGCCCCCCAAAACGAGCAACAAAGAGCUCGGCUUCGAGCCCAGAGGCUGACAGACCACAGGGGCGGGCCCCCGCUCUGCAGCAGCCAACCUCAGGCGCCUGCUGUGACGCCUUCUCCACGCGACAGCGCGCUGCCCAGCCUUGUUCUCCACGUCUCAGGUUUCGCAAAGGCGCAUGGGAACGACCAGGACGAAGGUGUAUCAAGAUGGCGGAAGCCGAGGAAGCUCCUGGAGAGCACGAGACAGCGACGCCUAGGCCUUUGUUCGCGGGCCUUUCUGAUAUAUCAAUUUCACAAGACAUCCCAAUAGAAGGAGAGAUUACUAUUCCUGUGAGAGCCCGUGCACGAGAACUUGACAACUCCACAUUAAAUGAAUCUGUUCGCCAUACCAUCAUGCGUGAUCUAAAAGCUGUGGGGAAGAAAUUUAUGCAUGUUUUAUAUCCAAGGAAAAGUAACGCUUUGUUAAGAGAUUGGGAUUUGUGGGGCCCAUUAAUACUCUGUGUGACACUUGCCUUGAUGCUACAGAAGAGUUCUGUGGAUGGGGAAAAAGAUGGAGGACCGCAGUUUGCUGAAGUUUUCGUUGUUGUCUGGUUUGGAGCAGUCACUAUUACCCUCAAUUCAAAACUUCUUGGUGGAAACAUUUCUUUCUUUCAGAGCCUAUGCGUGCUGGGAUACUGCAUACUUCCUUUGACUGUUGCAAUGCUGGUUUGCCGUCUGGUGCUUUUGGCAGGACAGGGACCAAUAAACUUCAUGAUUCGGCUUUUUGUGGUGGUGGUGAUGUUCGCCUGGUCUGUGGCUGCAUCAACAGCUUUUCUUGCUGACAGCCAGCCUCCAAACCGCAAAGCUCUCGCUGUGUAUCCGGUCUUUUUAUUCUACUUCGUGAUCAGUUGGAUGAUACUCACGUUCACUCCAUAGUAAAUCUGGACAGAGACAGUGCAAACCAGUGAACUGAAGGCUCACCUGAACAGUUUACCAACAACAGCCUCCCCACUCUCUUGUUCAAUUCUGAGACAUUAAAAGGGAGCCACAUA